AAAGGAAUGUGCAGAAGGCAGCCUUGGCAAGAAAACUUGCUGCAUAAUCUUACACGGUCUAAAGAUGAAACUUUAAAUCAGCAAAUCAAUCCUGAGUGGAAUUUGAUAGAAGAUGUUACAGCAGUUUUGUCCUUGGAAAUGCAUAGCUUCGGGGAUUGUUUUAGGCUCUCUCUUGGCAGUCUGCGUGGGCCAGUAUGAUGAUGAUUGUAAACUAGCUAGGGGAGGACCACCUGCUACCAUAGUUGCUAUUGAUGAAGAGAGUCGGAAUGGUACGAUUCUGGUGGAUAACAUGUUGAUCAAAGGAACUGCAGGAGGACCAGAUCCCACCAUAGAACUCUCUCUGAAGGACAACGUGGAUUACUGGGUGUUGUUGGAUCCUGUUAAGCAGAUGCUUUUUCUGAACAGCACAGGAAGAGUUCUGGAUAGAGAUCCACCAAUGAACAUACACUCCAUUGUGGUGCAAGUCCAGUGCAUUAACAAAAAAGUGGGCACAGUUAUUUACCAUGAAGUUCGAAUCGUGGUCAGAGACAGGAACGACAACUCACCCACAUUCAAGCAUGAAAGCUACUAUGCUACCGUGAAUGAGCUUACUCCGGUUGGUACCACAAUAUUUACAGGAUUUUCAGGAGACAAUGGAGCUACAGACAUAGAUGACGGUCCAAAUGGACAGAUAGAAUAUGUUAUUCAAUAUAAUCCAGAUGAUCCGACAUCCAAUGACACCUUUGAAAUUCCUCUCAUGUUAACUGGAAAUGUAGUAUUAAGAAAAAGAUUAAACUAUGAAGAUAAGACUCGCUAUUAUGUCAUCAUCCAAGCCAAUGACCGUGCUCAAAAUCUGAAUGAACGGCGGACCACUACCACGACCCUCACGGUGGAUAUUCUGGACGGAGAUGACUUGGGUCCAAUGUUUCUCCCUUGUGUCCUUGUGCCAAACACUCGUGACUGUCGACCACUUACCUAUCAAGCUGCCAUACCUGAGCUAAGAACUCCGGAAGAACUCAACCCCAUCAUCGUGACGCCACCCAUCCAAGCAGUUGAUCAAGACCGGAACAUUCAGCCACCGUCAGAUAGGCCAGGCAUCCUCUAUUCCAUCCUUGUUGGGACUCCUGAAGAUUACCCACGAUUUUUCCAUAUGCAUCCGAGGACCGCAGAACUCACUCUUCUGGAGCCAGUAAACAGAGACUUUUAUCAGAAAUUUGAUUUGGUUAUUAAGGCUGAACAGGACAACGGUCAUCCUCUUCCUGCUUUUGCCAGUCUACAUAUUGAAAUAUUGGAUGAAAAUAAUCAGAGCCCAUAUUUUACAAUGCCCAGUUAUCAAGGCUAUAUCCUGGAAUCUGCCCCAGUUGGAGCAACCAUUUCUGACAGUCUGAAUUUGACCACUCCGCUAAGAAUAGUAGCUCUGGACAAGGAUAUUGAAGAUACCAAAGACCCAGAGCUUCACCUCUUUUUGAAUGACUACACUUCAGUCUUCACUGUCACACAGACUGGUAUCACUCGCUACCUCACCUUACUUCAACCAGUGGACAGGGAAGAACAGCAAACUUACACUUUUUCGAUUACAGCAUUUGAUGGAGUGCAAGAAAGUGAGCCAGUUACUGUUAAUAUCCGGGUGAUGGAUGCCAAUGAUAAUACUCCAACCUUCCCUGAAAUAUCUUAUGAUGUCUAUGUCUAUACAGAUAUGAAACCUGGGGACAGUGUCAUACAGCUCACUGCAGUCGACGCAGAUGAAGGGUCAAAUGGGGAGAUCACAUAUGAAAUCCUAGUUGGGGCUCAGGGAGACUUCAUCAUCAAUAAAACAACAGGACUUAUCACCAUCGCCCCAGGAGUGGAAUUGGUAGUCGGUCAGACUUAUGCACUCACUGUCCAAGCAGCAGAUAAUGCUCCUCCUGCGGAGAGAAGGCAUUCCAUCUGUACUGUGUACAUUGAAGUGCUUCCUCCAAAUAACCAAAGCCCUCCCCGCUUCCCGCAGCUGAUGUAUAGCCUUGAGAUUAGUGAAGCCAUGAGAAUUGGUGCUGUCUUAUUAAAUCUACAGGCAAUGGAUCGAGAGGGGGACCCAAUAACAUAUGCCAUUGAGAAUGGAGAUCCUCAAAGAGUUUUUAAUCUUUCAGAAACUACUGGGAUUCUUACCUUAGGGAAAGCGCUGGACAGGGAAAGCACUGACCGCUACAUUCUCAUCGUCACGGCAACCGAUGGCAGGCCUGAUGGGACAUCAACUGCAACAGUGAACAUAGUGGUGACAGAUGUCAAUGACAAUGCUCCAGUCUUUGAUCCCUAUCUGCCUAGAAAUCUGUCUGUGUUGGAGGAAGAAGCCAAUGCCUUUGUGGGCCAAGUGAGGGCAACAGACCCUGAUGCUGGAAUAAAUGGUCAAGUGCACUACAGCUUGGGCAACUUCAACAAUCUCUUUCGCAUUACAUCCAAUGGAAGCAUUUAUACAGCAGUGAAGCUUAACCGAGAAGUAAGGGACUACUAUGAACUUGUGGUUGUGGCAACCGAUGGGGCCAUACACCCUCGUCAUUCAACUCUAACACUUGCCAUCAAGGUUUUGGAUAUUGAUGAUAACAGUCCUGUAUUCACCAAUUCAACAUAUACUGUGGUAGUUGAAGAGAACCUGCCCGCUGGAACAACCUUCCUUCAAAUAGAGGCCAAAGAUGUUGACCUUGGAGCAAAUGUAUCAUAUCGGAUAAGAAGCCCAGAAGUGAAGCAUUUAUUUGAACUGCAUCCAUUUACUGGAGAACUCUCUCUUUUAAGGAGUUUGGACUAUGAGUCAUUUCCAGACCAGGAAGCAAGUAUCACAUUUCUAGUCGAGGCCUUUGAUAUAUAUGGAACAAUGCCACCUGGUAUUGCGACUGUCACAGUGAUUGUAAAGGAUAUGAAUGAUUAUCCUCCAGUAUUUAGUAAGCGAAUCUAUAAAGGGAUGGUAGCUCCAGAUGCCGUCAAGGGCACACCUAUCACAACUGUUUAUGCUGAAGAUGCAGACCCUCCUGGAUUACCUGCAAGUCGUGUGAGGUAUAGAGUAGAUGAUGUCCAGUUUCCUUAUCCUGCAAGUAUUUUUGAUGUAGAAGAAAAUUCUGGAAGAGUAAUAACUCGAGUCAAUCUUAAUGAAGAACCAACAACUAUUUUUAAGUUGGUGGUUGUUGCUUUUGAUGAUGGUGAGCCUGUAAUGUCCAGCAGCGCCACAGUAAAGAUUCUUGUCUUGCAUCCUGGAGAAAUCCCACGCUUUACUCAAGAGGAAUAUAGACCUCCACCAGUAAGCGAACUUGCUACCAGAGGAACUGUGGUUGGUGUUAUUUCUGCUGCUGCUAUCAAUCAGAGUAUUGUAUAUUCCAUUGUUUCAGGAAAUGAAGAGGAUAAAUUUGGGAUUAAUAACAUCACGGGCGUUAUCUACGUUAAUGCUCCUCUGGAUUAUGAGACAAGAACAAGCUACGUACUCAGAGUCCAGGCUGACUCCCUGGAAGUGGUCCUUGCUAAUCUCCGAGUUCCUUCAAAAAGCAAUACAGCCAAAGUGUAUAUAGAGAUUCAGGACGAAAAUGAUCAUCCCCCAGUAUUUCAAAAAAAAUUCUAUAUUGGAGGUGUAUCUGAAGAUGCAAGAAUGUUUGCUUCUGUGCUCAGAGUUAAGGCUACUGAUAAGGAUACUGGAAAUUACAGUGCCAUGGCAUACAGACUCAUAAUACCACCAAUCAAAGAGGGAAAAGAAGGAUUUGUGGUGGAAACCUAUACAGGACUUAUCAAAACUGCCAUGCUCUUCCAUAAUAUGAGAAGGUCCUACUUCAAGUUUCAAGUAAUAGCAACAGAUGACUACGGGAAGGGACUUAGUGGCAAAGCAGAUGUUCUAGUCUCUGUGGUCAAUCAACUGGAUAUGCAAGUCAUUGUUUCUAAUGUGCCUCCUACUCUAGUGGAAAAAAAGAUAGAAGAUCUCACAGAGAUUUUGGAUCGCUAUGUUCAGGAGCAAAUUCCUGGUGCCAAGGUUGUAGUGGAGUCCAUUGGUGCUCGCCGGCAUGGAGAUGCCUUUUCUCUAGAAGAUUAUACUAAAUGUGACUUGACUGUCUAUGCAAUAGAUCCUCAAACCAACAGAGCCAUCGACAGAAAUGAGCUCUUUAAAUUUUUGGAUGGCAAACUGCUCGAUAUCAAUAAAGACUUUCAGCCGUAUUAUGGGGAAGGUGGACGCAUUCUGGAGAUCCGGACUCCAGAGGCAGUGACCAGCAUUAAAAAACGAGGAGAAAGUCUAGGCUACACAGAAGGGGCAUUGCUAGCUCUGGCAUUCAUCAUCAUCCUCUGCUGUAUUCCUGCCAUCUUGGUGGUUUUGGUCAGCUACAGACAGUUUAAAGUACGCCAAGCUGAGUGCACCAAGACAGCACGAAUCCAAUCUGCGUUACCUGCAGCUAAACCGGCAGCGCCAGCUCCUGCACCCGUGGCUGCGCCCCCGCCACCCCCACCGCCCCCGGGUGCCCAUCUCUAUGAAGAACUUGGGGACAGCACGAUUUGGAGUUUUUGUUGGCAGCUGGUCAUAUGCAUGAGAACUUGUGCUAUUUGGCGGACUCUGACAAGGAGAGGUUUUACAUCAGAGCAACAACAACUUCUGAGGCCUUCUCUCCUUAAGCCUGAGGAGUUAUCCAUGGAGUCUGGAAUUGAUCCUGGCCAGGAAUAUGGACAAGAUUAUUACAGUUAUGAGCAUGGGUAUGAAAUGCCUCAAUAUGGAAGUCGCCGUCGUUUGUUACCACCUGUUGGACAAGAGGAGUAUGGUGAGGUAGUUGGUGAAGCUGAAGAAGAAUACGAGGAGGAAGAGUGGGCCAGAAAAAGAAUUAUCAAGUUAGUUGCUGAUCAAGACUAUAAAACUAGCUCAGCUGGAGAAGACAGUGCUCCAGAAAGUCAAAGGAACCGCCUUCACAAUAUCAAUGGCAAUAUAUACAUUGCCCAGAAUGGUUCUGUGGUGAGAACCCGUCGUUCCUGCCUCACUGAUAACUUGAAAAUUUCUUCCCCUGUCCGACUGGGGAAGCACUUUAAGAAACUAGACAAGUUGGCAGUCACACAGGAGGAGAAUGUUCCCCUGAACACUCUAUCAAAGGGGCCAUUUGCUACGGAGAAAAUGAAUACUAGAUCAACUCUUGUUACAUUUGCCCCUUUUCCGGUGGGUACUGACUUUACAGCAAAGAAGCCAUUGGGGAAUAGACUGAAAAGCACAGUUCAGCAGGAAUCUAUGAUCGACAAUAAGAACAUUAAAGAGUCUCUGGAGUUUCACAGUGACCACACACAGUCAGAUGAGGAAGAGCUUUGGAUGGGCCCAUGGAAUAAUCUCCAUAUACCAAUGACAAAGUUAUGAUCAGAUUUUUAAAAGAUGAUUUUUAUUUUUACUUCAGUUUUUAAUAGACUUGGCUUUUUAUUGUCACUGAAAAAACAAUGUAUGAGAUUUAUAUCAUGCUCACAAGCUAAAACUUUGAAUAUGCUUUAAAAAGAGAUUUGCACUCACAUUUGUAUCCAUUAAUUGUUCUUCCCCAAAACUUUUCAGAU
Sorex fumeus (smoky shrew) is the source of this 5502-nucleotide messenger RNA. RefSeq names its product protocadherin related 15 (gene PCDH15). Gene Ontology annotation, cellular component: stereocilium; plasma membrane. The record is from RefSeq and is a predicted model, not a curated record. The coding region runs from base 113 to 5314 and encodes 1733 amino acids. Gene Ontology annotation, molecular function: calcium ion binding. The transcript has 38 exons. Gene Ontology annotation, biological process: homophilic cell-cell adhesion; sensory perception of sound; inner ear development. Lineage: Eukaryota; Metazoa; Chordata; Mammalia; Eulipotyphla; Soricidae.